AUGUUAACCACACCUUUAAAAUGUUUCCGUCAUACUUCUGUUGUUGGCCACUGAUUAAAACACAAAGUUACAGACGUGCUGGCAGAAUGCUGUGAGGUGAGUUCUGAAAUUAUAUUAUAUUGAAAGUACUAGACAAAAAAUUGGUACUAUGUAGGUUUAACCUACCGGUAUUCUUCCUCCCUGGCAGGAUGACAUGUUGCAAAAAACUGACAACAAUGGUAACUCGUAGAUAUGUCCUGCUGCUCCUUGUUUUAGUGACAUGCAUCUGUGUGAUGGUCCUCUAUUACCACGGGGACAUGUCAACAGCAAGGAGUAUGGUCCAGGAGCAGGAGCUGAGGAAGACGAAACUAAGAGAUGCAUGCAGAGAAGACAUAGAGGCCUUUGCCAAAGAUAAGACAAGCUCGGACAAACGCAUCAAAGAAAUGCUAAGCCAACUCCUUGUGGAUGAUGAACACGGCGUCAUUUACUGCUUCGUACCAAAGGUGGCGUGCACCAAUUGGAAGAGGUUCAUGCAUUCACUAAAACAUGGCGAGCCCUAUCCUGAUCUCAUGAGCAUAUCUCCCGGAAUGGCCCACAAUCCAAAGGGUCUGCCAAGUCUUGCCAACUUCCCUAAAGUCGAGAUGGAGGCCAAGUUGAAGCACUACACCAAGUUCAUGUUUGUCCGUGAACCCUUUGUGCGCCUCAUCUCAGCCUUUCGGGACAAAUUACAGAGCUUCAAUCAGUACUAUUACAAAGGUUUAGGCCGACUCCUUCUGAGGCGCUAUGGCAACCAGUCUGACCCCCCAAUGAAUGUGAAGGAGGCGUUUGCGUCAGGCAUCAAGCCCACCUUCUACAACUUUAUCCAGUACCUUCUGGACCCGAAGUCAAUCAAUCCUGUGAAUGACUACCACUGGAAGCAGAUGCACCGCCUGUGUCAACCCUGCUUAAUUGAGUACGACUUUAUCGGACAUCAGGAGACGCUUCAGGAAGAUACCCUGCAACUGCUAAUGUCCUUGAACCUGCAGGAGUUCAUGAAGUUUCCACCGGCCUACCAAAAUGUGACGUACCGUGCGUCAUUGUCCGAGUGGUUUAAAGCAGUGCCCCUCGAGGACAGGAGGAAGCUUUACAAGCUCUACGAGAAGGACUACACGUUGUUUGGCUACGAAGCACCUCACUUUUUACUCAACGACACACAAUAGAGGCAGAACCCUCUUUUAGAACAUGGAACACAGUCUUCCACCAAAAUGUAAUAAUCCUAAUUAGUUUUUUUUACACUUUCAUAAAUGAUUUACGAAUAUGUUUAAACUAGCACUUUUUAACCGGAAUAAUCAAGUAUUUGGCCACCUGCAUUGACUCACAUAUGAACUUCAAGUGCCAUCCCAUUCCUAACCCAUAGGGGUCAAUAUGAUGUUGAUCCACCUUUUGCAGCUAUUACAGCUUCAACUCUUCUGGGAAGGCUGUCUACAAGGUUGCGGAGUGUGUUUAUAGGAAUUUUCAACAAUUUUUCCAAAAGCGCAUUGGUGAGGUCACACACUGAUGUUGGUCUAGAAGGCCUGUCUCUCAGUCUCUGUUCUAAUUCAUCCCAAAGGUGUUCUAUCAGGUUCAGGUCAGGACUCUGUGCAGGCCAGUCAAGUUCAUACACACCGGACUCUGUCAUCCAUGUCUUUAUGGACCUUGCUUUGU
Molecule: messenger RNA, 1662 nt
Organism: Entelurus aequoreus (snake pipefish)
Lineage: Eukaryota; Metazoa; Chordata; Actinopteri; Syngnathiformes; Syngnathidae
Product: carbohydrate sulfotransferase 12-like
Exons: 5
Coding region: 189-1178 (329 amino acids)
Biological process (GO): carbohydrate biosynthetic process; proteoglycan biosynthetic process
Cellular component (GO): membrane
Molecular function (GO): sulfotransferase activity
Source: RefSeq, a predicted model, not a curated record